UUCUCUCUCUCUUUGUCUGUCCUUGUGACAGAAAUACCCACAAAAGGGUCUAAGAAAAGAACAUCAAAACCUGGCUCUUGAGUAUCAUCGCUCAAACUUCAAUGGAAACCAACAAACAGCAGAAGAAAAAAAAGUGGCUUAUGCCACUGGUUUUCUCUCUACUAUUAUCCACCUUGCUCAUACUCAUUUACAUAUUCGUUUCCUCCGAUUCCUCUUCCUUGCUCUACCUCUACCGUGCACGAUUGAGAGCUGAGGUUCCUGAUUUCGUUGAGUCAAAGCUGAGGGUGUCUUCAACAUCAUCGAGCAACACUAUUCCCAGGAUCGCGUACUUGAUCUCGGGUUCAGUGGGUGAUGGGGAUAGUUUGAAGAGGACCCUCAAGGCCCUUUACCAUCCAAGGAACCAAUACGCUGUGCACUUGGACCUAGAAGCUUCUCCACAGGAAAGAUUGAACCUUUUUAACUUCGUGAGGAACGAGCCUCUCUUUGCUGAAUUGGGUAAUGUUAGGAUGGUUGUGAAGGCCAACUUGGUCACUUAUAGAGGACCAACCAUGGUCACCAAUACCCUUCACGCUGCUGCCAUUUUGUUCAAGGAAGGUGGAGACUGGGAUUGGUUCAUCAAUCUCAGCGCUUCUGAUUAUCCCUUGGUCACCCAAGAUGAUCUGCUACAUACACUAUCAUCUAUUCCGAGACACCUUAACUUCAUUGAGCACACAAGUGAUAUUGGCUGGAAAGAAGAUCAGAGAGCCAAGCCUGUUAUAAUUGAUCCAGCUCUUUAUAGUGUCAACAAAUCUGAUGUAUUUUGGGUGACAGAGAGAAGAAGUGUUCCCACAGCAUAUAGGCUGUUUACAGGUUCUGCCUGGAUGAUGCUCUCUCGCCAGUUUGUUGAAUAUUGUUUAUUGGGAUGGGAUAACUUGCCUAGAAUAGUCUUGAUGUAUUAUGCAAACUUUCUAUCUUCCCCUGAAGGGUAUUUUCACACAGUCAUCUGCAAUGCUGAGGAGUUCCGUAACACAACCGUGAACCAUGACCUCCAUUUCAUAUCGUGGGACAACCCUCCAAAACAACAUCCACACUUCCUUUCAGAAAAUAACUACCAGAGCAUGGUGGAGAGCAAUACUCCUUUUGCUAGGAAAUUUGGCAGGAACGAACCACUCUUGGAUAAGAUUGAUACUGAACUCUUGGGGCGAAAUGCCCAUGGUUAUGUACCUGGCAGGUGGUUCAUCCAAGCAAAUCCAAACAUCACCAAGCCAUAUUCUUUUAUAAGAAAUAUCACUGAACUUAGGCCCGGCUCGGGGGCAGAAAGGCUUAAACGCCUUAUAAAUGGUUUAUUAUCAGCAGAAGAUUUUCAGACAAAGCAGUGCUCUUGACACACCUGUUAUGCUCCUUGCUGCUUUUGCAUCACCCAACCAGCAACAGGAAAACAAUUGCUAUGUCCAGUGUACACCUGAACUUGCUUUGAGACCCAACAGGAAAGAUGAGAAAGAACCAAAAAAAGGAUCACCUCUUCAGAAACACGGUUUACCUUCGACUAUUAUUUUUACACUAAUUUUAACAUGAACACAAAUUUUUUAAUCCAUAUAUGUAUCAAUUGGUUCACAUGAUUUAUUAAAUUUUACUGGAUGACAGUGUCAAGUCAUCAAUGCAAUUGUUGUACUCUGUAGGAUGUCUUUAUAGGAAAUGAGAUUCAAUUAUAUAAUACACGGGCAGGACAAGCCCGUGAAAAAUACUCACCAAGUCUUUUCUUCAAGGACAUGCCCAAGUAGCUGCGGUAUAUCCUGUCUAGUCUUUUCCCUCCUCUUCUUAUUCUUUUUCUUUAUUUUUAUUUUGAGUUAUGACCUUCAUGAGUUUAUGUAUAAAGGACCAGUAAUUCGUAUUUGGAUUUUAUUUUCAUGAGUUAUUUUCAUGC
Gastrolobium bilobum is the source of this 1903-nucleotide messenger RNA. RefSeq names its product beta-glucuronosyltransferase GlcAT14B-like. Gene Ontology annotation, molecular function: glucuronosyltransferase activity. Gene Ontology annotation, cellular component: membrane. The transcript is spliced from 4 exons. NCBI's taxonomy places the organism in Eukaryota, Viridiplantae, Streptophyta, Magnoliopsida, Fabales, Fabaceae. The record is from RefSeq and is a predicted model, not a curated record. The coding region runs from base 102 to 1364 and encodes 420 amino acids.